Callorhinus ursinus (northern fur seal) is the source of this 3659-nucleotide messenger RNA. Lineage: Eukaryota; Metazoa; Chordata; Mammalia; Carnivora; Otariidae. The record is from RefSeq and is a predicted model, not a curated record.
AUGUCUCGGCGAAAGCAGCGGAAACCCCAACAGUUAAUCUCGGACUGCGAAGGUCCCAGCGCGUCUGAGAACGGUGAUGCUAGCGAGGAGGACCACCCCCAAGUCUGUGCCAAGUGCUGCGCACAAUUCACUGACCCAACUGAAUUCCUCGCCCACCAGAAUGCAUGUUCUACUGACCCCCCUGUAAUGGUGAUAAUUGGGGGCCAGGAGAACCCCAACAACUCUUCGACCUCUUCUGAAUCCCGGGCGGAGGGCCAAAAUAGUACCCAGGUCAUGGAGGCAGAGCACAGCAACCCUCCGGAUUCUGGGUCUUCAGUGCCCACAGAUCCCUCCUGGGGCCCAGAGCGGAGAGUAGAGGAGUCUGCGGGGCACUUCCUGGUCGCUGCCACGGGGGCAGAAACGCCCAAGCAGGCUUUCUUUCAUCUUUACCAUCCGCUGGGGUCACAGCACCCUUUUUCUGCCGGAGGGGUUGGGCGAAGCCACAAACCAACCCCUGCCCCCUCCCCAGCCCUGCCUGGCAGCACAGAUCAGCUGAUGGCCUCCCCUCAUCUGGCAUUCCCAGGCACCACGGGACUAUUGGCAGCACAGUGUCUUGGGGCAGCUCGAGGCCUUGAGGCUACUGCCUCCCCAGGGCUCCUGAAGCCAAAGAAUGGAAGUGGUGAGCUGGGCUACGGGGAAGUGAUGGGUCCCUUGGAGAAGCCCGGUGGACGGCACAAGUGCCGCUUCUGUGCCAAAGUAUUUGGCAGUGACAGUGCCCUGCAGAUCCAUCUGCGUUCCCACACAGGUGAGAGGCCCUAUAAGUGUAAUGUCUGUGGCAACCGCUUUACCACCCGCGGCAACCUCAAAGUGCAUUUUCACCGGCAUCGCGAGAAGUACCCACACGUGCAGAUGAACCCUCACCCGGUGCCCGAGCACCUAGACUACGUCAUCACCAGCAGCGGCCUGCCCUACGGUAUGUCCGUGCCGCCAGAGAAGGCCGAGGAGGAGGUGGCCAUGCCCGGUGGAGGUGUGGAACGCAAGCCUCUGGUGGCCUCCACCACAGCACUUAGUGCCACGGAGAGCCUGACGCUGCUCUCCACCGGUGCAGGCACAGCCACGGCUCCUGCGCUGCCUGCUUUCAAUAAGUUUGUGCUCAUGAAAGCAGUAGAGCCAAAGAGUAAAGCUGAUGAAAAUACCCCUCCGGGGAGUGAGGGCUCAGCCAUCACCGGGGUGGGAGAAAGUGGCACAGCAACCCGAAUGCAGCUGAGUAAGCUGGUGACUUCGCUUCCCAGCUGGGCACUGCUUACCAACCACUUUAAGUCCACAGGUAGCUUCCCCUUCCCCUAUGUGCUGGAGCCCUUGGGGGCCUCACCCUCCGAGACCUCAAAGCUGCAGCAACUGGUAGAAAAGAUUGAUCGGCAAGGAGCUGUGGCAGUGGCCUCUACUGCCUCGGGAGCCCCCACCACCUCGGCGCCUGCAACCUCGUCCCCCGCCUCGUCGGGACCUAACCAGUGCGUCAUCUGCCUCCGGGUGCUGAGCUGUCCUCGCGCACUGCGCCUGCAUUAUGGCCAACAUGGAGGUGAGCGGCCCUUCAAAUGCAAAGUGUGUGGCAGAGCUUUCUCCACCCGGGGCAACCUGCGUGCACAUUUCGUGGGCCACAAGGCCAGCCCAGCCGCCCGGGCCCAGAACUCCUGCCCCAUCUGCCAGAAGAAGUUCACCAACGCUGUUACUCUGCAGCAGCACGUUCGGAUGCACCUGGGGGGCCAGAUCCCCAAUGGUGGUACCACGCUCUCUGAAGGCGGGGGAGCUGCCCAGGAAAAUGGCGCUGAGCAACCCACGGUCUCGGGGCCGGGGAGCUUCCCCCAGCAGCCGUCCCAGCAGCCGUCCCCGGAAGAGGAGUUGUCUGAAGAGGAGGAGGAGGACGAGGAAGAGGAGGAAGAUGUGACUGAUGAAGAUUCCCUGGCAGGGAGAGGCUCAGAGAGUGGAGGCGAGAAGGCAAUAUCCGUGCGAGGUGACUCAGAAGAGGCCUCAGGGGCAGAGGAGGAAGUGGGGACCGCGACGGCGGCGGCAGCAGCAGCCACCACGGGGAAGGAGAUGGAAAGCAAUGAGAAAGUGAUUCAACAGCCUUCCCUGCUGCCGCCGCCUCCACCACCACCCGACAGCCUGGAUCAAACACAGCCCAUGGAGCAGGGAGGCGGUGAUGUCGCCGGAGGCAUGGAAGAGGGGGCCAGAGCGGAGAGGAGCUCGAGCCCAACGGCGGCACUCAGCCGGGAAGGGGAAGGCAGCGGCAUCGCCUCGGUGGAGCUGAGCAUGCAGGAGGCCAUGAGAAAGGAGCCGGGCGAGAGCAGUAGCAGAAAGGCCUGCGAGGUGUGUGGUCAGACCUUUGCCACGCAGGCAGCCGUGGAGGAGCAUCAGAAGACCCACCCCAAGGAGGGGCCGCUCUUCACUUGUGUUUUCUGCAGGCAGAGCUUUCUCGAGCGGGCUAUCCUCAAGAAGCAUAUGCUGCUGGCUCACCACCAGAACCAGUACACAGCUUUCCUGUCAAGUGACCUGCCCACCAAGCCCCGGAGUUCCAGCUCCACCUCCAGUACCACUUUAGGCCUGGCGCCACCAGUGCUGUUUGGCCCGGGAACUGUGGCUGGGAACGUGCCUCCAGCAAUGGGAUCCAGAGAGGCCAAGGAGAAGAGAGCCCCCCUCUUCCUAUUUCGGUCUCCUGCAUCCAAGGCAGUGCCUAAGAAGCCCACCACAGAAGAAAAGUAGCAAACUGUACAUUCCUUCUUUUCCCUGCUCCAGAAGGUGCCAGCAGUGAAGACACAACAAUAUCUGUAUCUGGUGGCCCGGCCCUAAGGGGUAGGGGGAAAUGAAGGGCACAUAGGACAUUCUUCCCCGUACACUCCCGGUCAGGCGAAGGUGUUGGCUGAUCAAUGUGCCAAGACACCUCCAGCUUCUAUUCCUUCAUCAUAGCCUCUCAAAGUUAGGAAACAAGCAGAUGUCUUGCCAACAGGUCUCCUGUGGAAUAUUUUGGGAACUGCGAAGUUCAUAUCUUUAAGAAGCAUUAUUGGUGAGGGGGGUUGGAAGAGUAAUGAUGGAGAGUUAAAGAGUGUUGCUAAAGCAUAGGGCUUGCUGGGAACCUAUGAGAUUAAGAAAAGGGCAUGGUGUGAGGGAGGGGACCUCCAAUUCUUGACUGGAUGGGUCUCAUGAAUGUUCUUUUGGACUAUUAGUGACUUGGUGUGCAGCACUGCACCACAGGUCAUAGGGGAUUUCCUAGCACUAGUGUGCUUCUAGUUUUAGAUAACUCCCUCCUUUAUUCCCUGGCCCCUUGGAUUUUCCUUGUCUUCCUUUCUCAAGGCCUAUUUCCUCCCCCAUUUUGCCUGUCUAUGGACCAGGGCUUACGUCUUUGCCACUGUCUGGGUCUUAGAGUCCCAGACUUUGGGAGACGAGCUCUAGGUGGUGUUCUCCCUGCCUCUCCGUCUUGUAAUGAGAUGUAGUAUUUACUCUUAACAUAGGAUCAUUUGGAACAGGAGUUUUGAGGAGGAGAGAGUGAGAGUUCUGCUACUGACUGACUUGAAUGAUGGUUUCUCCUCCAAAGGUAUAGGCUCCAGAGCUUCCUAACAUAGUAAAAUGUGAAGAGCAGACAAGGGAGAUACUAGUGUCUUUCCCUUUUCAUUAAAAGUGUUUUA